AUGAUGAAUACUUCAUCCAAUGGUACACCAACUGAAUUUAAUAUCCUUCUCUGUGGUUCUCCACGAGUCGGAAAUGGCUCACUUAUCAAUGCUUUGUGUCAGACAGAAGUAGCAAAAACGAGCGAGAGUCUUGAUACAUGUACAAAAGGCGUACAGUGUUAUACACUGAAUGGACAUUAUGAUUCACCACCUAUUGAAUUUCAAGUCAAUCUUUGGGACACACCUGGCAUUGAAUCAUGGCGUACCGGUUAUAUAAAAAAGACUUUCUGCAACUUUGUAACGCAGACUAAUCCAAUAUGUCUUAUCUAUUGUGCGUCGCCUGGCUCAUUUGCGAAAUUAGAGGAAAUAGCAGCUUUACUUGCAUAUUGUAAAGCACAAAAGAUAUUUUGUGCUUUGGUAUUGACACACAUGUAUUUUAAUAAUAAGCGAGAUGCAACGAUGAAAAUUUUCAAAGAUUUAUUAAGUCCAUUCGGUGUAAUGAAAGAGGAAUAUUAUGGUCCUCACAAGCAUAGGGUUAUGUUUUUUGGUGAUUUCGGCUUAUGUACAAUGGUUAACAGUAAACAAUAUCUUGACGAAUGCCUCGGCGUCAGUGAACCACCAGAAGGUAUUAACGAACUAAUUUAUGCCAUCGCUAUCAGUUUGAAGGAGGAACAAUUGUUGGGUUGGUUUUAUACUAUUUCGAAAAAUAGAGCAUUUUGGAUGACGAUAGGACCAAAACUGACACAAUUUAUUCAAGAUUCAUUUGACAGAAUGACAGCAAAAGUCGGAGAUACUUAUGAUAUUAUCAAUAAAUUACUCCAAAGUCUAGGAUUCGUUCUGUCAUCUGGCGAAAAUGCGAUAACACAUUCGAUGAAUGAUGUUGCAACCAAUAGUUUAACCAAGACAGACAGUGUGCAGCCAAACAUGAAUGCAAAUGAGGCAGCAACGUGA
This is a messenger RNA of Didymodactylos carnosus, 930 nucleotides long. The record is from the annotation of a GenBank genome assembly. Lineage: Eukaryota; Metazoa; Rotifera; Eurotatoria; Philodinida; Philodinidae.